Racocetra persica is the source of this 230-nucleotide messenger RNA. Lineage: Eukaryota; Fungi; Glomeromycota; Glomeromycetes; Diversisporales; Gigasporaceae. The record is from the annotation of a GenBank genome assembly.
GAAUAUUGAAAUCUGGAUUAAGAUUGUUGAUAAAAUGUCGAGACAAAAAGGAUUCAAGUGCUUGUAAAGAUAAAGAUCCAGAUGAGGAUACAGGUGAAAAAGUUGAUUUUUUUUAUAAAGAUAUUGAUGCAGAAAAUUCUUCUAAUGAAGGCACAGAUGAGAACAUGGAUGAAGUAGAUUCUUCUGAUGAAAAUACAGAUAAGGGCAUAGAUGAAGUAGAUUUUUUUUGA